GCCUAUAUAGUAAAAGUGACUUCUCAUCUAUAACCCUAAAAACAGACCCACUUCCUUAUUCUUUCUCUUUGUGCUGUUCUUGAACUUUAACUUGAAUCUUGCCAUAAAUUUUGCAGUUUGAUUGUGAAGUAUUAGAUGCAAGGUGAUGGAAAAUGGUAGAGGUAGUAGCAGUGAUAGUGGUAAGAGUUGCCAUAGGGGACACUGGAGGCCAGCUGAAGAUGAGAAACUCCGGCAACUUGUCAAUCAAUAUGGUCCUCAGAAUUGGAAUUUUAUUGCAGAGCAUCUUGAAGGAAGAUCAGGGAAAAGCUGCAGAUUGAGAUGGUACAACCAACUUGAUCCCAACAUCAACAAAAAGCCCUUUACAGAUGAAGAAGAAGAAAGACUUCUGAAGGCUCAUCAGAUUCAAGGAAAUAGAUGGGCUUCAAUAGCUAGGCUUUUCCCUGGAAGAACAGACAACGCUGUGAAGAACCACUACCAUGUAGUGAUGGCAAGAAGAAAGCGAGAACGCCUAUCAUCUGUCUAUGGUAAGAGAAGUUUCCAUGUUCAUCCAACUGAAUCUAACAAAAAAACUGCUCCUGGUUCCAAUUUUGAAAGCUGUUAUAGGCCUCAUCAACAACUAGUUGAUCACUCUAAAUUAGGGUUUCGAAGCAGUGUUUGCUUCCCCAUGUGUUCAAGUUCAUCUCCUUCUUGGACUAUUAGUGCUUCAACCAUCACCAACGAGUCGUUAAAUUUCGAUUUCUUCAAUGGAAAAAGAAAGGAUUAUAUGAAUUCAUCAAGUUCUUGUUCUCAGCACACUAAAGAGGGAUCACAUGGCUUUAAUGGAUCCAUCUAUGGUGGCUGCUACCAAAGUCUCUUUGGAUCAUCACCUCAGCUCUCUAGCUUUAAGAAAGUUGCUCCCAAUAAUAAUCCUUUUGCUUUAGUAAGUUAUGGAGAUGGGGGCUAUGCAAGCAAAUCAGCUACAUUGCUAAAAGAGCAAGGAGAUGGAGCAAUCAAGCAAAAGGAUGUUUCCUUUAUAGAUUUUCUUGGUGUGGGAAUCUCUUAAUUAUGAGCUUCAACAUAAUUAAUCUUGGUAUCAUCUUCUCAAUUUUCCUCUAUUAUCUAUAUGAAAUUUAGCAAGGAGAGGAGAUGCAGCUAGCUAGGUACAUUUUGUUUUUUCACCCAUGAUUUUAGAACUUUGGUUAUGGCCUUUUGUUUUCUUUUUGUUUUCUUUGUUUUCUCAUUUCCCCCAAAAUUGUCAGAUGAACUCCCACCAUAAAAAGAGUUGAUUAUGUAUGAUUUGAUCUCUAGAGGAAGGUGAUAUAUAUAAGUUAUUUUCUACCUUAA
This is a messenger RNA of Hevea brasiliensis (rubber tree), 1323 nucleotides long. Its product is annotated as transcription factor CSA. The record is from RefSeq and is a predicted model, not a curated record. Gene Ontology annotation, molecular function: DNA-binding transcription factor activity, RNA polymerase II-specific; RNA polymerase II cis-regulatory region sequence-specific DNA binding. Gene Ontology annotation, cellular component: nucleus. The coding region runs from base 146 to 1042 and encodes 298 amino acids. Lineage: Eukaryota; Viridiplantae; Streptophyta; Magnoliopsida; Malpighiales; Euphorbiaceae. The transcript is spliced from 2 exons. Gene Ontology annotation, biological process: regulation of DNA-templated transcription.